Messenger RNA from Aspergillus pseudoviridinutans, 714 nucleotides. Its product is annotated as haloacid dehalogenase, type II. The record is from RefSeq and is a predicted model, not a curated record. NCBI's taxonomy places the organism in Eukaryota, Fungi, Ascomycota, Eurotiomycetes, Eurotiales, Aspergillaceae. Bases 1 to 714 code for a protein of 237 amino acids. Gene Ontology annotation, molecular function: hydrolase activity, acting on halide bonds, in C-halide compounds. The transcript has 2 exons.
AUGGCAGAAAAUAAGGUUGUUGUCGCCUUCGAUCUGUAUGGAACACUCUUAUCCACAGAUUCUAUUGUGAAACAGCUUGGGCAACACUUCUCCAAUGCCAAAGCACAAUCCAUCUCCACAUCAUGGAGACGAUAUCAGUUGGAAUACGCCUGGAGUCUCAAUAUCAUGGGACAAUACAACUCGUUCUCAAAUAUCACUCAAAACUCCCUGCGUCAUGCCGUAGCAGAGCAUGAUGAAAAGCUAGACGAAGACGCGAUUGACGAGCUUCUAAGAGCUUAUCACAGCCUGGUGACUUUUCCCGACGUUCAGGCUACUCUGGGCCAGCUGGCCAAUCGUCCCGAUAUCACUGCGGUAGUCUUUUCGAAUGGGACACAGGCCAUGGUCACCAACUCCGUACGCGACUCCACGGAUCUAUCGCCUCACAGUGCCGUAUUCAAACAGAUCAUCACGGUUGAUGAGGUGAGGCAGUUCAAGCCUGCUCCAGCAGUGUACGCCCAUCUCGCCCGGAAGAUGGGAAAUUCGCCGUCCUCACAGAUGGCGGACUUAUGGCUGGUCAGUGGAAACCCCUUCGAUGUGAUCGGUGCUAGAAGCUGUGGUAUGCACGCCAUCUGGGUGGAUCGAGCUCGCCGCGGCUGGAUGGAUGCUGCUGUGCCCGAUCUACAGCCAACUGCCGUGGUUCAUGAUUUGAGUGACAUUCUCACUGUCAUUCAGUGA